Aspergillus tubingensis is the source of this 282-nucleotide messenger RNA. RefSeq lists its product as uncharacterized. Bases 1 to 282 code for a protein of 93 amino acids. The transcript is spliced from 4 exons. The record is from RefSeq and is a predicted model, not a curated record. NCBI's taxonomy places the organism in Eukaryota, Fungi, Ascomycota, Eurotiomycetes, Eurotiales, Aspergillaceae.
AUGCGCUUCGUUACUCUUAUCUUUGCUGCCCUCGCCGCUGGCCCUCUGGCUGCCCUCGCCGCUCCUGCACCUGCAGACAAUGCAGCAAGCGAGAAAAGCUGCCCAUCUGGCGACAAGAUUAACUGCGGAGGCUGCAAUGGCACCAGCUGCCAAAUCGGAUUCAACAACUAUCCCUGUGAUGAGGGCAGUUGCACUGCCCAGAGUGGAGGUGGUGAUGGGAAGGACUGCUGGGAUAACAACUACGGUGGAACCAGACACGUCGUUUGCCCCGGAAAAGCUUGA